Molecule: messenger RNA, 5186 nt
Organism: Stegostoma tigrinum
Lineage: Eukaryota; Metazoa; Chordata; Chondrichthyes; Orectolobiformes; Stegostomatidae
Gene: klhl22
Product: kelch-like family member 22
Exons: 8
Coding region: 944-2839 (631 amino acids)
Biological process (GO): protein monoubiquitination; proteasome-mediated ubiquitin-dependent protein catabolic process; positive regulation of TORC1 signaling
Cellular component (GO): mitotic spindle; polar microtubule; nucleus
Molecular function (GO): protein binding
Source: RefSeq, a predicted model, not a curated record
GACUCUAGGAUUAUAACUCUCUGUCGAAGAUAAGUGAAGGUGGGCGGCGUCUUUCCAACAUGCCCGCAAAAACCAGCUGUGGGGAGGAGGCAGGCGCGAUCGGAAUGCAGCUCUUCCAUGGCACCCGAGCAGGCGGAUUCACACGGAGGCAACUGCAUGUACGUGUGUGUGGGGAAUAAAUACCAGAACAGGAGCAGAGGCCGAUACUGAUAGCCGGCCACUCGGCCCGUCGCCCCCGUGGUGUCAUUCCUCAGCAGAGGUUGCUCCCUCCUGCGUCAGCGCCGGCCGCCAUUUUGUGAUCGGGCGGGUACGGCGAUGAGAGACAAAAUGGCGGCCGGCGGGCCGGGAGGCCCAGGCUUCAGAGCCAACCUCGGGGGGCCCGGACUCUCUUCAACCAAGCUUUGGUCGUGACUAGUGGACGAUGGUAUCACAACUCUCCACCGUCAAAGACCCAGAUAUAUGGAUCCUGCAUGAUAGAAGUUUCAGCCUUUGGGAUGUCCUCUGACCAGUACACGUGAAGUAAUCAUGACUGCAUAUCCAAGCAAUAUACUUAAGUGAGAAAAGCGCGGACCUGGAAUACGUUAUCUCAAGGAUCUCCUUCUGACCUUAAUGGAUUUUCAACAAAGACGCAGCGUGUAAAACUACCAGUCAAUGGACAUUGUAGUGGGCAGUUAUACUUGCUGAAAUAUUUAAUCUCUCUUUCUGGUUGAGUGCCACUGAAAGUUGUGUUUGCAGAGACUUGAAAUGAGAGACAGUAACUGUGAAAAUAAAUACAAGGUGCUGGGAUUACUCAGAAGAUCUGUCAGCAUGUGAAAAGGAGAAGUUGAAUUCAUGAUUCGAGUGGAGACACUGUCAAAUCUUGUAGUUGGAAGAGUCAUUGCGGAAAACUGCCUGUUGGUAAAACACUUGUUGCUGAAAUCUGGAUGACAUUGGCCGCAUUUGUAUGACCAUGGCAGAAGAGGGCGAGGACAAACAAAAAAGUCAGAAAAAAGUCAGCCAAAUCUAUCAGAGCUCAGCACAUUCCCAGUCUCUGCUGGAUGGACUAGUUGCACUUCGGAACAGCGCAAGCUUAUUUGAUGUCACCCUAAUUGUAGAGGGGAAGUCGAUUGAAGCUCACCGCAUACUUCUGGCAGCAUCAUGUGACUAUUUUAGGGGAAUGUUUGCUGGUGGGCUACGGGAGAUGCAGGAGAAGGAAAUAUUUUUACAUGACAUAACCUAUAUGGCUAUGUGCAAAAUCUUGGACUUCAUCUACACUUCUGAGAUGGAACUGAACCUGAAUAAUGUACAGGACGUGCUGGUGGCUGCUUGUCAGCUGCAGAUUCCUGAAGUAAUCGAUUUCUGCUGUGACUUCCUUGUGUCUUGGAUUGACGAUGAUAACAUUAUUGAGCUGUACAAGCUGGCUGAGCAUUAUAAUUUGACCCAACUGAGCAACAAGAUUGACUUAUACAUCCUCCAAAACUUUCUGACCAUCAGCAAGACUGCGACCUAUCGCCGGCUGCCCCUAGCCAAGGUGCAGAGCCUGCUGAGCAGUGAUAAGUUGCAUGCCAGCUCUGAGAAUGAGGUCUAUGAGGCUGCUUUACUUUACCACUAUAGCCAGGAGGAGAUUGACAAGGACCAGGUCUCUUUGCAUGACCCACCAAAGCUCCUGGAGAUGGUCCGCUUUGCACUGAUUGAACAGCACACCUUCCAGAAACUAUACAAUCGGCUGAGUCCCUGUCCUCUCAAGGAGGUCUUGGCAGAUGCCCUGGCCUACCACCAGAAUGAAAUCCUGCAGCCUGCACUGCAGACCCCUCAGACACAACUGAGGUCAGAGUUCCGUUGUGUGGUAGGAUUUGGAGGAAUGUACUCUUCCCAGGACGAAGACUUGAGUGACGAGGUCAAGUUUCUGAACCCGUUGACCCAGGAAUGGCGAACCCUGACUCAGGCACAAAUGCCAAAGAUGUCAAACCAGGGAAUUGCUGUUUUAAAUAACUUUGCUUACCUGGUGGGUGGAGACAACAAUACUUCCGGGUACAGAGCAGAGGUGAGCUGCUGGAGGUACGACCCACGCCAUAACAGGUGGACUCGAAUCCAGUCGCUGCAGCAGCCGCAUGCUGACCACUGUGUGUGUGUGGUGGGCGAGUAUCUGUACGCUGUAGGUGGCCGAGACUAUCAACAUGAGUUAAACGUGGUGGAACGUUAUGACCCCCGGUUAAAUACUUGGGAAUAUGUGGCACCGCUGGACAAAGAGGUUUAUGCUCAUGCAGGAGCAGUGCAUGCCGGGAAGAUAUACAUAGCCUGUGGAAGAAGUGGCAGAAGCUACUUGAAGGAGCUGCACUGCUACGAUCCAGAGGCAAACCAGUGGGAAAUGAAGGCCCGUGCCCCUGUGGAACGGGCUUGGCACGGAAUGGCUGCAGUCCAAGGCCAGCUUUACCUACUCGGUGGCAGCAACAAUGCCAAUGGGUAUAGGCAGGAUGUCGUGCAGGUUUCCUGUUACAGCCCUGAGCGAGACCAGUGGUCAACGGUUUCCGAAAUGCCCUUUGGUCAUGGAGAGCCAGGCAUUGCUGUCUUGGAUGACAGGAUCUACAUCCUGGGCGGGAGGUCACACGACCGUUACACACGCACUGACUACGUCCACAUAUAUAACGUGGUGGAGCACUGCUGGGAGCAAGCUCCGGAUAUUGAGUGUGCCAAUUCUGGCAUGUCCUGCUGUGUCCUGACCCUCCCGAGACAACUGGUGGAGGACUGGGGGAGCCCGACUCCUCGGAAACAUUCAGAGCGUGCCUGCCGCCGUGCCUACGUGCUUCCCGAAAUGGUCGGCCUGUCUGACUUUGAGGAAUUCAGUUCCAGUGAAGACUGAACGUUUGGUUAAACAGGCCGUACUGUUCAGCCUUUCUGUUCUUAAUGUGGCACAACCUAUGGAUUACUACUUUGUUUUUUUUCUCUGUGUUCUCAGCCCUGCUUUAUGCAGGGGCAUUGCGGAGGGGCUAGGGGAUUGUGAAGGUAUCACAGGGACAGGCAGUUUCCCCUCACCUUCCCUCAUGUUACCUUAUCUAAGUGGCUGCUCUUGAGCAGACAAAUGUAUGUUGACAAGUGUAGGAUCUUGGAGAGGCCACAGAAUCCUUGACACCACCUUCUAAUCUGUGUUAAAUGUAAAAAUCCAAACCUAGAAUUGCUAUCUCAGUAUAGGAAAUGUAUCAUACCUGGCACUCAAUGAUUUACAUGAGUUUAUACCAAAUCUUACAAAACUGGGGAACGUUAUUUAAUCAGUUUUCUUCCUUCAGUAUUAGGAAGUCCAGCUGUAAGCUGGACAAUAAAUCCCGCAAUAUCUGUCUCUCAUACACAAACUUUUCAUUCCCAUUUAAUAAUACUGCUUUGAUUAGGUCCAGCCUUGUGAACAGACAUUAGACUCUUCUCAAAUAAAAGCAAAGUACUGCAGAUGCUGGAAAUCUGAAGUAAAAAGAGAAAAUACUGGAGAAACACAACAGGUGUGGCAGGAUCUGUGUAGAGUAAAACAGAGUUAAUACUUUGAGUCCAAUAUUACUCUUGUUCCUGUUGUGAAGAAGUGAUAUUGAACUUAAUUUUAACUCUGUUUCAUUCUUCACAGAUGUUACCACACCUGUUGAGCUUCUGCAGUGUUUUCACUUUUAGUUCGAGUCAUCUCCCUGCACUUUCACUUUAAUUAUAUUCAUUCCUUUUUGUUCUUCUUUCCCAGGACUCCAGAGUUACGGAUCCCCACACUUCCCUAGAUUUCUCUUUUCCCUACGCAGCACACUCCAGAAAAGAUCCAAGCUUUCAAUCUUCCCCAGUUCAGAAGCUGGGUGGGUUCAGCUCCCACCCUGAAGACCUUAGCACAUGGUGCUUUAUUCUGAAUAGAGGGGGUGCUGCAUUGACAGCAUUGUGUCAUUCAUUGAGCUUAAACCACCGUUCUGUCUGUUGUCAGGAGAGCUAUUAAUCUGUCCCUGUAAAAAUGGAAUAAAAAGAUCUCCUGGCCCUGUUUUGAAGAGCCCAGAUGUCCCUGGUAUCCAGGUCAAUGUUUGCUCCUUGAACAAUUAUCUGACGUCCUGACAGUUAUCACAUUGCUGCUUUGGCUGCUAGAUAUCUGACAUAACAACAGUAGAAUAGAAUAGAAUCUCUACCGUACAGUGUGGAAACUGUUUGCACUCCAUUGGCUGUGAAGUGUUUCAGAGCAUUCUGUGUUGCAGGUUUUUAAUUGAAUUGGUUGUAUUUUUUCCAUUACCAUUUCACUGUUUCCUUUACACAAGGUCUGUUGUGCCACUACUUUGCUGUUUUUCACGACAAGCUGUCAGUGAUGAGAUUGCUGACUUAUACUCGUCAGUGUUGACAAGGUCCAGUUCCCCUGCCCUGCUCCAAAAAAUAAAACCACAUUCUAACUCACCCUAGGUUGACAAAUGGAGUAUCUCGAGUAACUCCCAUCCUCAUAAUAUAGUAACUACUCCUUUAGCUCCGCAUUCACUUUUCUUGCUCCUGCGAAGUGCCUUGGGAUCUAUGUCCACAUUCAAGGUGCUAUAUAUAUGUAAGUAGCUGAUGUAAACUGGGCCUGAAGUGAUUAUUAUACUAGAAGUCAAUUUGUUGACUUGUUUGAGGGAUUUAAAGCACAUAGUCCAUGCAUGGUUUUCUUCUCAAAUUUGUAUUCUCCAUGAGCGAUCCCACUAGAGAUUGCUUUACCCCAUUUCCGUGCAGACAUGUCAACUCCUUCAUGCUUUUUAAGGGUGGUACAGAUUUGUGGAUCAUCUUCCUAAAACCAGGCCAAACCUGUGAGCUGACUGUUAUGUCAUUUGCCACCUCUAAAGAUUGAUGUAUUUUAUAUCAAGAAUUAUCUGCCCAGAUAAACAUGACGGCAUUUUUGGUAAAAGUCUAAUCUAGAGAUUUGAGUAAAGAACGGUUUAAGUGAGAAAAGAUUGUAAGGAUCUGGGAAGAGUUGGGAGAUGUGUGUGUGUUUGGAUAAUGCAUGUUAUUUGCUUCAAAAGACCUUCUUAAAUGUGUAAAGUUCUGAUUUUAUCAAAGUCUGAUCACCUGGUGAUGCCGUGAAUAUGAGGGUGGAAAGAUUUUAUCGAAUUGAAUCAUGAAGCUAUUGGAGCCUUGAUAUUUAUUUUCCAUUUUACAGUGCUUUGAAAUUACACAUUGGAAACAGUGCUGAUUUUGUUUUUAACCUAUAACCUACACUGCUGUAGUACAUGCAACAA